This is a messenger RNA of Cadophora gregata, 1229 nucleotides long. RefSeq lists its product as uncharacterized. NCBI's taxonomy places the organism in Eukaryota, Fungi, Ascomycota, Leotiomycetes, Helotiales, Ploettnerulaceae. Gene Ontology annotation, molecular function: methyltransferase activity. Bases 351 to 1229 code for a protein of 292 amino acids. The record is from RefSeq and is a predicted model, not a curated record. The transcript is spliced from 10 exons.
GCCAACAUCUCCACCUGAAUACUCUUCCAGAAUGUUAUCAGAUGUCACCCCACGUUUGAUAUCAGGAGCAGAUCCUAGUGGAGGCUCGAAGUGUUGGUGGGGGCUCAGUCUUCGAAGUUUGUAUUAUGACUGUUGACCUACGGUAAUAUCAAGACAAUAUGGCUGCACUACCAAGUGAUGUUGUAGCUCCGAAUCUAGAGGCUGAAGUGGGUAGCCAGGAAUUAAGAACCCCCAAUUUCUUGCCAAAUUCAAAGUCUAACAGUAACUAGGCCGAUGACUUCGCGGACGGAGAUUCUGCCCUUGGAGGUAAUAGCUUUGGGAGCUCCACUACCUCGGUCGAGACAAGUAUCAUGAGGCAUCGACAUGAGAAUGGACGGACUUACCAUUCCUACAAAGACGGAAAGUACCUAGUACCAAACGAUGAGCAAGAGCAAGAACGGGCAGACCUGCAACACCACCUGUACCUAUUGACUUAUGAUGGCAAAUUAUCAAUCAUCCCAGACUUAGAAGAAAAUAAUUCCCAGCAUGUGCUAGAUGUUGGAACUGGUACUGGCAUUUGGGCGAUUGAUUACGCCGAUGAGCAUCCUGAAGCCAAGGUCCGAGGUAUUGACAUUAGUCCUGACCAACCAUCCUAUGUUCCUCCCAAUGCAUCAUUUGAGAUCGACGACUUAGAAGAGCCGUGGCAUUUCUCAGAGAAGUUCGACUACAUCCAUUGCCGAAUGAUGACAGGAAGUUUUGCAAAUUGGCCAAAAUUCUUCGACCAAGCCUUUUACUCUAGGAAUACCACGCCAGGAGGCUACAUCGAGGUCUCAGACAUCUGCUUUCCAGUACUGACUGACGAUAAUUCCUUCCCAGAAGACUCUGCCCUUCAGUCUUGGGCACAACAGCAGCUUAAAGGCAGUAAAAUCAUCGGCCGUCCACUUGAUGCUGCCAAAAACCACCAAGCGGAACUUCAACGAGUGGGAUACACAGACGUGACUGUCAAGCAUUUCAUUUGGCCAAUGAACCGCUGGCCGAAGGACGAGAAGUACAAAGAGUUGGGGACGUGGAAUUGCGAAAACUUUACUGCUGGUGUCUCUGGGUUUUCCCUGGCGCUGUAUACGAGAGUGCUCGGCUGGACGCCAGAACAGCUUGAGGUUUUCCUCGUGGAUGUGAGAAAGGAGAUGAAGGAUACUAAGAUUCAUUCUUAUUGGCCUAUCUACACAAUAUACGCCAGGAAGCCCGAAUGA